CUCGGGAUGUCCCGAACUUUCUAGAUCACGGGCGCGAUAGCUGCCUCACGCAACUGUCUUUCAGCACACCCAUUUAUUUAUUCGACACUUGCGCAUACAUAACAAUACGAAUAUCUUUGACGCAUAGCCCAUUCCUAUCCUACGAUCGCAUCAAGCACACAUCCACGCGCCGUAUCGAGUCGUCAACCCCACAUACUCUGACCUCUUAUCCUCCACCGCCACCCACCUCCAACCCAAACUCCACGCGCGCGCGCAUACCCACCCACCCACCAUGGGUUCCGUAGUCCUCCCCCACCUGCGCACAGGAUGGCACGUCGACCAAGCCAUCCUCAGCGAGGAGGACCGCCUAGUUCUGAUCCGCUUCGGCCGGGACUCGGACCCCGACUGCAUGUCGCAAGACGAGGUACUCUACAAGAUCGCCGACCGUGUAAAGAACUUUUGCGCCAUCUACCUCUGCGAUCUCGACGAAGUCCCCGAUUUCAAGGCCAUGUACGAGCUGUACGAUCCUUGCACUGUCAUGUUCUUCUUCCGUAACAAACACAUGAUGUGUGAUUUUGGAACGGGAAAUAAUAACAAGCUGAACUGGGUGUUGGAGGAUAAGCAGGAGUUUAUUGAUAUCAUUGAGACGGUAUAUCGGGGGGCGAAGAAGGGUAGAGGUCUGGUUGUGUCGCCGAAGGACUACAGUACUAGGUAUAGGUACUAGAAAAUUGGGCACGGGUAUGGGUCUGGAUAUAUGGCGUAUUGGGGUUUGGAUAGGACGAGAUUGAUACCAAAAAGACCAGAGCAGGCGUGAUUCCUACCACGAG
Alternaria alternata is the source of this 806-nucleotide messenger RNA. Its product is annotated as 4A/4B type thioredoxin-like protein. Gene Ontology annotation, biological process: mRNA splicing, via spliceosome. Bases 272 to 703 code for a protein of 143 amino acids. Gene Ontology annotation, cellular component: spliceosomal complex; U5 snRNP; U4/U6 x U5 tri-snRNP complex. The record is from RefSeq and is a predicted model, not a curated record. The transcript has a single exon. Lineage: Eukaryota; Fungi; Ascomycota; Dothideomycetes; Pleosporales; Pleosporaceae.